AUGGACAUUCCAGAGUUAAAAGGACCCUCAAUGGUGAUGCAAAACAUCCUUCUGAAAUGGCUCAGUUGUCUACUGUGUGGGAAAGCAGAAAAAAGGAGAAUUUUGUUGUGCUAUCACUCCCGGGAUGAGGGCAAUGUCAAAAAGUUUUUGAAGAGUUUACAUAACAUCAAAGCUGAAGUCAUCGGGAAAAACGAAAGCGAGGCUAGAGACGAUGACGACGACUACAAUAAUUUCAGUAAAGGAAUCGUCCUCAUCUGUCUGUCCAAAGAAUACGUGGUCAGUCAGGCGUUUGAGAAAGAUUUUCGGUUGGCAUCUAUGAGAGGAAAUGAGCUUUCGUUGACAACGUUUGAUCCAAUGGUGUCACAAUGGCAAAACUACCAGAACAAUCUAUUGGUCUUUGACAAAGUUUAUAGACCUUCAGUGUUUACCUUACGUAAAACCCAAGAAGGAAGCAAAAAGUACAUAUAUAUAAGCAAUCACCCAAACAACGCCAGGGAAGUUAACAAAAUUUGUGCAAUAUUAAAAAAAUAUGAUGUUGAGUGCUCUAUCAGUAAAUACCGCACCCUCGCAGAAAUAGACAAUGACGUCAUGCAUCAACUUACAGAAGAUCUCAGUAUAGCAACGCAUCAUCUCGUGUUUUUAUCACGUGAUUAUAUACAGGAUGAGUUUUGCCAAUUCGAACAAAGAUUGAUUCGCAACAUAGGAAAACGAUUCCGCAUUUACUGGGACAAACAGAUCGAUAUUUUGCCGUUGGACUUAAAUAAAAUAUGGAUAGUUCCAUACGAAGACGACGACUUGCUUUUGGAAGUUUCAUUAAAACACACCUUUAUUUCAAGAGCUGAAGAGAAAAUAGUACUCAUAAGCACAACAGACAAAAAUUUGGCAGAGGAACUUCAGAAAGAAUUGAGAAAAAUAUACAAACACCAUGAAAUUUAUUGGACAUUGGGUUUGGACAAAAAUAGAAAAUACACCCUCAUUGCAGAUUGUGAAAUUUUCAUCGCCUGUUUGUCCAAUAUCUACUUUGAUGAUGUCACUUGCAGAAAGGACAUUGAAUUCGCAAACGCUUUAUGGAAAAGAAUCCUUCCUCUGGAUAUAAAUGAGGGAAGUCGUCGGAGGCGACCCGAAUGGCUGAUUAGGAUUGUGGGUACCCAUCGCUACCCACACAAUCUACAGGACCAUUUUGACGAACUUCAUGCAGCACACGCAAACAAUUGGAAAGAAGAAGAGUGGAUUCGAAAAAGAAUUCAAGUACCUUGUCAACCAAGCAUUGACACGUCCCUACCUUCAAUAAACGAAACCAUGACCAUGACAGACGCCUAUGGAAAUGUUGAGGUUUUUGCAGAAGGUGGCCUUGAGCAUUAUAUUGCCCAUUACGUUCGACUCAGUACCACAACUUCUUUGAAUAUUGUUUCGUCCCUCCUGAUGAGACACUGGGGGCUAAAGCGACCCCAGCUUCUGAUUUCAAUCACGGGGGAGGGGUCAGGGAUCUUGAGUGACCCCAUGAAAACCAGAUUCUUUACCUCGGCAUUUGAAAACAUCGUGAAAGAAAGUGGGGUGUGGUUUACGACGGAUGGUGCUACCUCAGAAAUCUCAAAGGUCAUAGGUCAAGUUGUGGAAAAAGAGGAUGUGAAUGAGCGACCGACGGUGAUAGGAAUUGCAUCAUGGGAAUUUUUGAAAAUGAACCACUCUUUGAUGCUAAAAAACGGCUUCGGGCGCUGGCCGGCCCAGUACAAUACACGGGAGGCAGCUGCUGCCACGGGAGACUACUACCUCAACCCCUUCUGUACACACUUCUUGUUGCCUGUAAAAAGCAUAGAAGUCAAAAACGGAAUAAGUAAUCAAGUCUCUACUGCCAAAUUCAGGGCAGAUUUGGAGGAAUAUAUUCGUCGUGGCAGAUUCAAAAUCAACAAACCAGAGGACGACAUGUCUGUGACUGUCCCCUCAGUACUUCUGGUGGUAGAGGGCGACCAAUACCAGUCCGUCAGUAUGAUCCGACGGUCACUCGACGCCCAACGUUACGUCAUUGUCUUUAAGGGGACCGGUGGGUUAGCUGAUACAUUAGCUGAUGUUCAUGAAAAUAGACUGAGGUCACAUGACGGUAAAAUUAUGGAAAUUAUAAACCACGAGAACAACAAAGAGUUUCUCAGAUUUGUCGACAUAAACGACGAAACGCAUCAACUAGAGGGCGUCCUAAUAGAAGAUUUACUGAGAGACAUCGUCGAUUCUAAUGAGAAGAAAUUGUUUCUCGCCCUGGCAUUUAACAACAGUGACAAAGCAAUGCAACAUGUAUUCGCCUCGCAUAGACCCGACUUAACGGACACUUUCAAGAACGAUCUGAUGAUACAAGCAAUGCGAGACGGCAAGCGCGAGUUUGUGAGGCUUCUAAUCAAGGAGUGCGUGGACAUUCACAGGUUUCAGAGGAGCAAUUACCAGCAGCUCUUCCAGGCGGAUCGAAUUCCAGAUGAACUGAAAAGACAGGUGGGCUGGGGAGUGGACCCAACUGUAGACAACAUCAUGCGCUUUGUUGUCAGGUCGCUACAGAUGGACGUAUUUGUCAGCUACGGAUUGAACGAAAAGAGCGAUCAGGAACGCUUGAUGACAUUUGACAACGAGGGUCUGGUCAAGACUCUCAAGUUUCUAGCAUCGUUUGAGCGCGCAGAAAAUCAGUCCGACCCUUACUUCUAUCUCAUGAUUUGGGCAAUACUCAUGAUGAAUCAACAAGACAUUGCAAAAUUCUUUUGGCAACAUUGCAAGGAACCGAUUCCGUCAGCCCUAAUAGCUUCCGGAAUUUACCGAGUACUCAGAAAGAACUGCCAACCAGCAAACAGGCUUUUAGCAGACAAAUUAUUUAAAGCAGAAAAAGAGUUUCAGGACUUGGCAUGUGGCGUCUUGAAUCAAUGCUACACAGAUCAUCCGGAUGAAACUGAUCGUAUACUGACAAGAAAACGCCCGCGGUGGCGCAAUCUUACGUGCCUAGAAAUAGCGUACCAAAUGAAAGUCUAUUCCUUCAUGUCCCAGGAGGCUUGCAAAAUCCCUAUCAACCGGGUCUGGUUUGGGAAAAUUUCAGCCGACAACAGUGCAAUACGGAUGGUGAUGUCAGUAUUUAUAUUGGGACUCCUUCCUUUUGUGCUUCGAUUUGACAGAUCCGAUAAACGAAAAGCGAAAGAAAAUACAUGUAUGACGAAAAUUGGGAAUCGCAUCUACAAUUUCUACACUGCCCCGAUUAUGCGCUUCUCACAUACAAUGGCGUCCUAUAUUGUAUUCUUGGGCUUCUUUAGCUACGCUCUUCUGACCGGCUUUGGAAAUGAAGUGACCUGGGUCGAAAUCCUGAUGUAUGUUUGGGUAUUCUGCUUGAUGCUGGACGAACUACGAGAGCUUAUAUAUGCAAUGGCAGACUUAAAGAAACGGCUAGGUCCAAAUUUCUUUUCGGAGCGACCUUAUGCGGUGCAAGUGUAUUUCUUAGACAAGUGGAACUAUUUUGACAUCACCAUCCUUUGCUUCUUUACAAUCGGUGUAAUAUUAGACUUACUUGGGUACUAUGAAACCGUGGAAGUCGGCCGGGUCUUCCUGGCUAUAAGUUUAAUAGCCUUCUUUAUGCGUAUCCUGAAAGCCUUCUCAGCUCUUGAAGAGUUAGGACCAAAAGUUUGGAUGAUUGCUUCUAUGGCGAAGGAUCUCCUUUAUUUUGUGGUGAUUUUGAUGCUGUUUGUGGUGUCUUAUGCUGUUGCUGCUUACGCAAUAAUGUAUCCUCAAUCUGAAUUAAGUGUUGACUUAUUUUUUAACGUCUUGCGCCUUGGAUACUGGAAUCUUUAUGGAGAGUUACUUCUGGAUGACAUUGAGGCGGAAGAGCCGGACUGUACAUUCGAUGCAGCGGUGUAUAACAGCGGGGCCCUCCCAAGGUGCGCUGAGAAGCACCGGCGGGUCAUUGGACUGGUGUUGAUGGGGAUCUACCUGAUAUUUGCCAACGUCAUGCUCCUUAAUAUUCUUAUAGCCAUGUUUACUGACACUUAUCAAAGGAUACAGACCAAAAGGGAUCACAAAUGGAACUAUGAGAGAUACGCCUUAGUGCGAGAGUUCAAGAGGGUUCCGAUUUUCCCGAUGCCUCUCGGAAUACUUCUGCUUUUCUUCAAUUUUGUCAAAGGAAUAUACAAGACAUGUCGAAAAUGUAACACUGUAGAGAACUAUGACAAAGAAUUACUGGUAUCGUUAAAAUCCAACGACAUGAUGUUCAGCCUGGAGAGAGAGAUGGUUUAUCUGUACAUGAAGAAGCGCAGUGAGGACACCGCCUACUCAGCCCUCACCGAGGAGCGGAUAGCUAAGAUUGUGGCCAUGCAGGUUGAGAAGAAACUGCAUAGGCUUCAGAGCAUACCAAAUGACAACGUUCUUAAGGGAACAACAUAAGAGAUCAUGCUCCUCGGUGGUUUUGUUCUUUUAUUUCAACAAAGGAUCAUUUCAUUGAAUGUUUAUCAAAUAUACAUUAAGUUUGGCAUGAAUUUUUCAAUAUAAAAAAUGGAUGUUAAUAUAACUGUAUGAUUGUAUGAUAAAAAAAGAUUUUAUUUAAAUACAAUGAACUAACUCUGACCUCAGCAAGUUUCCUCAAGCCAAUGCCCAAUUUUUAUAAUAAUUUUAGAUUGAAAUCUUGCUGCAGUUUAAUGGUAUUUUAAUACUAGAAUUGCCCUGCACUUUGAGAUGAUCGGAACGGUACACUUUGUCGUUUAACUGUAUUCCACCUGUAUCUCAAACGACCGUGCAGUGAGCGACCAGCGCGCUGCAUGGUUCCGUUCCUAAUCGAAAGCAAGAUUUUUGUCUUGCCUAGAUGGCGGCGUAGUUAGAGCGGUGGCCGCUCAUUGCUAGGAGAGUGGGUUCCAGAGGUCGUGAGUUCAAGCCUCUGUGCUUUAUUUUUAUCUAUAUCCUUCUCGAUGGGCAGGUAUAUGUUAAUUUGAGAGUUAUUGCAAUGUUUGUGCUUAUAUAUAUAUAUAUAUAUAUAUAUAUAUAUAUAUAUAUAUAUAUAUAUAUAUAUAUAUAUAUAUAUCACUGACAGUGAACGCUACGCAUUGAUGCCAUGUAAUUUGGUUUGUGCAUUAACUAAAAACUUAGACUAUGAACUUACAUGUAAAUCUUUUACUGGGGAUACUCCGUCCAUUUUAUUUAUAAUUCGAGAAAAACAUGUAUCUUUUGAGUCAUAUUAAGCAUUAUCUGUGAUGUGUUUUGAUUUUGUCAUUUUAAUGAAAGCUUAGACGUGUGUGUAUAUAUGUGCAAAUAUGUUAUACCCGGUAUGUUAUAAAACGCCUUUUUCUUACCGUAUUUACCGGUUGUCUGUGAUAUUUUAUACAUAACAAUGUUUAUAUUUUCUGACUCUCAAUAAAAAGAUCAUCAAAUUCA
Magallana angulata is the source of this 5379-nucleotide messenger RNA. RefSeq names its product transient receptor potential cation channel subfamily M member-like 2. Gene Ontology annotation, cellular component: membrane. The coding region runs from base 1 to 4398 and encodes 1465 amino acids. The record is from RefSeq and is a predicted model, not a curated record. The transcript has 31 exons. Gene Ontology annotation, molecular function: monoatomic cation channel activity. Lineage: Eukaryota; Metazoa; Mollusca; Bivalvia; Ostreida; Ostreidae. Gene Ontology annotation, biological process: monoatomic cation transmembrane transport.